AUGCAGGCUUUCAACAACUGCGCGACAAAAACGCUGCGGCAGUCGUCGCGAAGAGCAUACUCCUCCGUUGUUGGUAGUUAUGCUGAUACUGCUUCCAACCUGAGAAUCGGAAAGGACACAAGAGUGGUUGUGCAAGGAUUUACAGGAAAGCAAGGAACCUUUCACUCGCAACAAGCAAUCGAUUAUGGCACUCAGAUCGUCGGAGGAACUAAUCCGAAGAAGGCUGGCAGCACACAUCUCGACCGACCAGUGUUCAAGAACGUGAAGGAGGCUAUGGACCAAGCACAAGCCAAUGCAAGCUUGCUGUUCGUGCCGCCGCCUCUAGCAGCUGCUGCGAUCGAAGAGAGUGUUUCUGCUGAGAUACCUCUUGUCGUGUGUAUCACAGAAGGAAUUCCACAGCACGACAUGGUUAGAGGAUUCAUACACAAAAGAGGACGAGUCGGUAUCGUGUCAAGAUCAGGUACCCUCACAUACGAAGCUGUCAAUCAAACGACACAAGCAGGCUUAGGCCAAUCUCUGGUUGUUGGAAUUGGUGGUGAUCCUUUCAGCGGCACCAACUUCAUUGAUUGCUUGAAGGUCUUCUUGGAGGAUGACGAGACAGAAGGCAUUGUCAUGAUCGGUGAAAUUGGCGGCAGUGCCGAAGAAGACGCUGCGGAUUUCCUGAAGAGUUACAACGUCAAGAACAAGCCAGUGGUGAGCUUCAUUGCUGGCAUCAGUGCCCCUCCAGGACGACGUAUGGGUCACGCAGGUGCCAUUGUCAGCGGAGGUAAAGGAGGUGCUGACUCGAAAAUCUCAGCUUUGGAAGCAGCAGGUGUCAUUGUGGAACGAAGCCCGGCCAGGUUGGGCAAGUCUCUGCACGAGCAGUUUGUAAAGCAGGACUUGAUCUAG
Messenger RNA from Lithohypha guttulata, 888 nucleotides. RefSeq names its product ligase of succinyl-coa (gene LSC1). Bases 1 to 888 code for a protein of 295 amino acids. The transcript is spliced from 5 exons. Lineage: Eukaryota; Fungi; Ascomycota; Eurotiomycetes; Chaetothyriales; Trichomeriaceae. Gene Ontology annotation, molecular function: succinate-CoA ligase (ADP-forming) activity; succinate-CoA ligase (GDP-forming) activity. The record is from RefSeq and is a predicted model, not a curated record. Gene Ontology annotation, biological process: tricarboxylic acid cycle. Gene Ontology annotation, cellular component: succinate-CoA ligase complex (ADP-forming); mitochondrion.